AGGCUCCUGGAGACGGCCAGAGCUCGCACAGUUGGAGCACCGUGACCACCCCGUUCAGAAACACACAGACGUCAGUCAAAGUUUCCGCACGAUCUCUGUGUAGUAGUCGCCGGACUUCCGGUCACAACAGCCGCAUCACUUCCGCUAGAAGUAGCGCGACGUCUGCUGCUUUAAGCACUGUGACGUCACCCUCCAGUUAUCUGACUUCGACCUUGAACUCUCGGGCUACAUCAGCUGUCAGUCGAGGGUCAUCAAGUGCGUGUCGGAAUGGCAAGAUGAAGAGGGGUUGUACAGCGCCUGCUGCUCUCUUGCAGGCCCAGAGGGACAUUUUGGCGGAGUUCUCAACGUCAAGACCUGGGUUAAACGUUUGGUGCAUUGAGAACCAACGACCUCAACCGGUGUGUGUGAGCGACCACGGAUUUUUCCACCAGGGAAACGUCUAUGUUGUCAUCAACGUCGAGGACAAUGGCACGGUGUUUCUCCACACAUGGCAAGGACGUCUCUCGCAGAAGUUUGAAGGAAAAGAGUCCUCGUCAUUUCUCGGCCACUUCCAAGACGGUGUCAUUAUCUGUGAAGGCAAAACGAAGCAGUUCCUUGGGCGUGCCAGCAAGUAUCAGAAAAGACUCUAUGUCAUCCGAGGGAGAAAGGUUGCAGUUGCCUCGUGU
This is a messenger RNA of Aplysia californica (California sea hare), 665 nucleotides long. RefSeq names its product macrophage-capping protein. Gene Ontology annotation, molecular function: actin filament binding. Lineage: Eukaryota; Metazoa; Mollusca; Gastropoda; Aplysiida; Aplysiidae. The record is from RefSeq and is a predicted model, not a curated record.